Messenger RNA from Micromonas pusilla CCMP1545, 1158 nucleotides. RefSeq lists its product as uncharacterized. Gene Ontology annotation, molecular function: mRNA (2'-O-methyladenosine-N6-)-methyltransferase activity; RNA polymerase II C-terminal domain binding. Bases 1 to 1158 code for a protein of 385 amino acids. The transcript has a single exon. The record is from RefSeq and is a predicted model, not a curated record. NCBI's taxonomy places the organism in Eukaryota, Viridiplantae, Chlorophyta, Mamiellophyceae, Mamiellales, Mamiellaceae.
AUGCGCACGCGCGAGGGGAACCGCGCGGUGACGAAGGACGCGAGGCGCGCGGUCGAGCUGGAGUGCGCGCGCGCGAGCGCGCUCGACCGGUGCCGGAAAAAGUACGAAAAGAUGGCGACGAACGCGGGCGCGGGCGCGGCGCCGCCGCAGGGCUUCGAGCGAUGGCGCUUCGCCGCGAAAGCCGCGGAAGAUCGCGCCGCGCGGCGAUGCGGCGGCGGCGAGGGCGGCGGCGGCGGCGGCGCGCGGCUCGACCCCGCGCUGCCGUCGUCGGACGCCGCCGCGCUCGCGCUCGACGUCCUCGUCGCGGACCUGACGCGCGCGGGAGUGAAGGACGCCGAUAAAGCGGCGUCCAUCGCGCGCGACGUCGCGGACGCGGCGGCGCGCGAGGCGAGGGCGCUCGCGAAGCUCGAGCUGAGGCUCGCCGCGGGGAAAGGCGGCGCGCGGGCGACGUCGUCGUCGGACGCGUCGGCGCCCGCGACGAACGACGACGUCGUCGCCAGGCGAAGGAAACACUCCGUGGAGCUCACGUCGCGCGGCAAAUUCGUCGUGACGUCGCGCGCGGCGUACGCGAGGCUGCGCGCGCUGUACCGCGAGCACGCGCCGCCAUGCGACGGGCCGGCGAUCUCGGAGGACUCGGAGGAGGACGACGAAGGAGACGAUCGCGAUCGGUUCUCUUCGCUGGCGGAGAAAGCGUUCCACCGCCGACUCUUCGCGUUGCUUCUUCGAUACAAAAGCAUCCACGGGUACGGGUUCCAAGCCUCCGUGGGCGAGGAGGUGUUUCGAGCCUUGGGCGCGAAGCUCGGGGUCGCGCACGAGUGCUUCGCGAGCCCGAUGAACGCGCACUACGGCGCCUUCAACGGCGCCUUCUUGGACGUCGACGCGCCCUUCGGCAGCGCCGGCGAUUUUUUCGCCGUCGCCGACCGAGGCGGGUUCAGACGCGGCGCGUACGAGGCGAACCCGCCGUUCGUCUCCGGGGUCAUGGACGCCAUGGUGGACGCGAUGGAGCUCGCGCUGACGCGCGCGGACGCGGACGCGCAGCCGCUGACCUUCGCGGUCUUCGUUCCCGGAUGGAGCGACGAGCCGUGCUGGGCGAAGGCGCGUCCUACGUCGCGCCGGUUCCCAUACGACCGCGUUGGCGUUGUGAACGCCGAUCCUUAA